Molecule: messenger RNA, 2524 nt
Organism: Eucalyptus grandis
Lineage: Eukaryota; Viridiplantae; Streptophyta; Magnoliopsida; Myrtales; Myrtaceae
Product: probable pectate lyase 1
Exons: 10
Coding region: 1-1788 (595 amino acids)
Molecular function (GO): pectate lyase activity
Source: RefSeq, a predicted model, not a curated record
AUGGCGGUCCCUCCGAUACGUUUUGGUCAGCCUCGAGGGGUUACUAAGUGGAGCAUAGACGUCCCUGUCCCUAGGAGUCCUUGGAUCUAUGAGCUUGUUGUGACCACUGUGGGUUUUGAUAUCCCCACUAUUGUGAUCAACGCCGUUCAAGGCGAGGGUGCAGCUGACCCUCCUAAUGGAAUUGUGGAGGACACGACGUCCCCAGAGCUUGUGGAGGUGGAAGCUGAAGGAUCGGUGAAUGUGUCCGACUAUCACAUGUUGUUUGCUGUCAAGGCGCCCAUUUUGCCGCACCUUCUUCUCCGACUCUCCAGCCCUCUGCCUUUCUCGCUUUCGCUUCUUCCUUCUCUCUGCAUCCCCGUCUUCUUCACAGAGAGAAAGAGAGAGAGAGAGAGAGAGAGAGAGAGAGAGAGAGAGAGAGAGAGAGAGAGAGCGAGUCUGCAACUUUCGAAGGCGAAUGGAGGCGGCGAAGAGCCUUGUCUACGUGAGCGCCGCGGUGCUCCUGAUGCUGUUCAUCGGAGCAACAAUCGCGAGAAUGUCUCCGCUCGGGAAUGUGGAAACAGAGAAGCUGAGCUCGAAGAACUCGUCAAUGGCCGCGAGCUUUUGGCGGAGGAGGAGGUGGGGGACCACUCGAGCCGGCAUGCGGUGGAGGAUCCGGAGGAGAUUGCUUCCAUGGUGGAAAUGAGCAUCCGCAAUAGCACUGAGAGGCGUAAAUUAGGUUAUUUCUCUUGUGGAACUGGUAAUCCGAUUGAUGACUGUUGGCGGUGCGAUCCCAACUGGCACAAGAAUCGCAAGCGCCUGGCUGACUGCGGCAUCGGCUUCGGUCGCAAUGCCAUUGGUGGCCGUGAUGGCCGGUUCUAUGUUGUCACUGACCCAAGUGACAACGACCCCGUCAACCCAAGGCCGGGCACCUUGCGCCAUGCUGUGAUCCAGGACAGGCCGCUAUGGAUUGUCUUCAAGCGGGACAUGGUCAUAGUGUUGAAGCAAGAGCUGCUCAUGAACAGCUUCAAGACCAUCGAUGGCCGUGGUGCCAAUGUCCACAUUGCCAACGGAGCGUGCAUCACCAUUCAAUUCGUCACCAACAUUAUUAUUCACGGUCUUCACAUCCAUGACUGCAAGCCCACUGGCAAUGCCAUGAUCAGGAGCUCCCCAACUCAUUAUGGCUGGAGGACUAUGGCCGAUGGCGAUGCCGUAUCCAUUUUUGGGGCGAGCCAUAUCUGGGUAGAUCACAAUUCGCUCUCCAAAUGUGCCGAUGGUCUCGUGGAUGCUAUCAUGGGCUCAACAGCCAUUACCAUUUCCAACAACCACAUGACCCACCAUAAUGAGGUGAUGCUGUUGGGCCAUAGUGAUUCUUACACAAGAGACAAGCAAAUGCAGGUGACUAUCGCAUACAACCAUUUUGGCGAGGGUCUCAUCCAGAGAAUGCCGAGGUGUAGACAUGGUUAUUUCCAUGUGGUGAACAACGACUACACGCACUGGGAAAUGUAUGCAAUUGGUGGUAGUGCCAGCCCCACCAUCAACAGCCAGGGCAACAGAUAUGCGGCUCCGUCCAACCCAUUUGCAAAGGAGGUGACUAAAAGGGUGGAUACAGCAACAAGCCAGUGGAAGAGCUGGAAUUGGAGGUCAGAGGGAGACCUGUUGCUUAAUGGUGCCUACUUCACUCCAUCAGGAGCCGGAGCCUCCGCGAGCUAUGCUCGUGCUUCAAGCCUCGGAGCCAAGUCCUCCUCCAUGGUCGGCUCCAUCACUUCCGGUGCCGGUCCUCUUCCCUGCCGUCGCGGCCGGCAGUGCUAAUAUCUACCAAAUUGGCCUCCAAAUGGCGGUCAAUUUUCCCUAUCGAUUGAUUUCCCUGAUUCGCAGUAUAAUAUACUAUAUUCCUUUCCACAUCCAUUGUUUUCACAUACCCCAUCUACAUGAUUUGGCAAGUGUACAAAUUCUACACUGUCAUGAUAUAUCACCCAAAUUCCUACCCCACUUUCAAUUUCCCCUGUUUUCAGAUUUUCCAUCUGUUUCCAACCUCGGCCUGCUUCGAAUUCAACAAAACCUAAGCCAUACUUAGAAGCAGGCGCGGAAGCGUUGUCGAUUUGUUCCCUUCCUUUUCCCCGAUUCGUGUCAUCCCCCCAGUUCAUCGUCCCCAUCUUCUUCCUAACCAUCAUCAUUCAAACCAGUCCAUUUGCGCGUCUCUCCCCGUUGGUGUCGGUUUCUACAUAUCCUCUUUGCCUUUCGAGUCUAUAGGUUGGUUCCGGACGAUUCCCGAACUUGUUUACCUUCUUUUUUCUCUUAGCAAUACGGGCGAUUAGUACGAAUGUGAAACCUCGAGUCCUGGAAAGACCUCUGUUACAGUUGAUGCAUAGAAAUAGCAGUGUUUUGUUUCCUUGGGCUGUUUGUUCUCUGUCAACUCUUUGGCUGUUUUAUUUUUGCGUCCUUUGCUUUUUGGCAACGGAAGCCAUCUUUUCUUUUGGUCAUGCGAUUGUGUGAGGUUUUUGUUGGGAUAUCGUAAUUUAUUCUCUCUCUUGGUUUCGUUCUUUCA